Messenger RNA from Oryza sativa Japonica Group (Japanese rice), 1880 nucleotides. Lineage: Eukaryota; Viridiplantae; Streptophyta; Magnoliopsida; Poales; Poaceae. The record is from RefSeq and is a predicted model, not a curated record.
AUGGCCGCCGCCUCGAUAAUACAGAUCGCGCCGUGUGACGGCGUCUGCAACCGCCAGGCCAUCAACAGCCUCCGUGCCAUGCGCCGGGGCGACUGCUGCCUGUUCUACCACUCCGGCGCCGGCGCCGCCUCCCGUCACAUCGUCGGCGUCGUGGAGGUCGCCAGGGAGUGGUACGAGGGGGAGGGGGAGGCGGCGAGCGGUGGGGGAAUUUCGGCGGCUGGUGGCGCUCGGGAAGAUGAAGAUAGGCGAUGGCGUCCGCACGGUGGGGGAAUUUCGGCGUACGGUGGUGCGGAUGGCCCGAGGAGGUGGGUGAGCGCUCGCCGGCCGACGGAGUGGAGCGAAGCGGCAGCAGGCGCGCACACGCAGCGGGAGAACACUGCAGCGAGCGGGCGGCCGGCGGAGCGGAGGGCCGAUGGUGGCAAGCAAGCGCGUGGCCGGCGGAGCGGCGGGCGAGCGAGCGGCCGCGAGCCAGCCGCCGGACCUUCUCUCUCUCUCGUCGCCCCGCUGACCUCCUCUCGACCCGCCGGCCUCCUCCCUUGUCCAGCGUCGCCGCCGUCACACCGCGUCGCCUGUCACCGACCGCCGUCGCACGUUCGUCUCCACGUUCGUCGUUGGGGCCACUGCAGGGCCAGGUUGAACCAGCAGCCGGCGGCGACGCGGCCGUUCAGCGUGGCGGUGCGGGCGGGGCUGAAGGACACGCUCUUCCCCGAUGACCCGUUCCGCGGCUCGGCGGGAUGCCGCCCGCGCAGCGCGCGUGGUGGGUGGCGAGGUACUUCGUGCCGGCGCUGGACUGAGGUGCGGGGUACUCCGCGGCAAGCUUCUGGUACGACCUCCUCGCCGGUGUCACCAUCGCCAACCUCUCCAUCCCGUAGGGCAUCAGCUACGCCACCCUCGCCGGCAUCCCUCCGAUUUGUGCUUCGUGCCGCCGCUGGUGUACGCGGUGAUGGGGAGCUCGAGGAACCUCGGGGUGGGGCCGGUGGCCACGUCGUCGCUGCUGGUGGCGUCCAUCGUCGGCGGCAAGGUGAGGGCGUCCGACGACCCGCGGCUGUACACGCAGCUCGUCUUCGUGUCGGCCUUGUUCACCGGCGUCAUGUAGGCUACUCUUGGAUUCCUCAGGCUGAGGAUCCUGAUGGAUUUCAUGUCGCGGUCAGCAAUCACCGGGUUCAUGGGUGGCACGGCGGUCGUGAUCGUGCUGCAGCAGCUCAAGGGCUUCCUCGGCAUGACGCACUUCACCACCAGGAAGUCUCCACGUUCGUCUCCGCGUUCGUCGUCGGGGCCGUCGCGCUCAUCGCCGCGGCGUUCGCCAUCCCUCCUGCAACGUCGGGCACGCCAUUGCCGAGCGCGCGGAGCGUGACGGCGGCCAUAGACGGGGAGAGGCGGAGGCGGCCCGCGAGGCGGGAAAUCGCUGGGGGAGAAGUGGGACCCGCGGCGGCGGCUAGGACGCGGAAGUGGAGGAGGAGCGCGAGCACCGGGAGGGAGGCGCGGCGCAGCGUGGAGAGAGGAGAAAAGCGUGCGAGAGAGAGGGGAGGGGAAAGAGAGGAUGAUGAUGUGGCCACGCUAACAUGUGGGGCCCACGUGGGUCUCACGUUGACUCAGCUGACACGUAGGAUAAAACCGGGGUCAAAACCACCAAAGAACCUAAAUUGAACGGUUUUUGCAAGUUGUGAACGGUUUUUGCGGUUGGGGGACGAUUUUGUAACUGGAUGACAAGUUGAGGGACCUUCGGUGUACUUUUUCCUUUUUGGGCUGGAAUGAUAGGCUUUGUCUGACCAGGCCCGUCUAUUGUGUAUUUGGAGCGGCCCGACUAACUUAAAUUCUGGGCUGGAAUGGUUGGCAACUCAUGUAAGAAACACUGCGUGUAUUUUCCCAUUGGGACCACC